Molecule: messenger RNA, 4519 nt
Organism: Petromyzon marinus (sea lamprey)
Lineage: Eukaryota; Metazoa; Chordata; Hyperoartia; Petromyzontiformes; Petromyzontidae
Biological process (GO): heterochromatin formation; negative regulation of DNA-templated transcription
Cellular component (GO): chromatin silencing complex
Molecular function (GO): chromatin binding; transcription cis-regulatory region binding
Source: RefSeq, a predicted model, not a curated record
CUGCAGCCGCGGGCACCCCACGGCUUUGCGGACGCGAUGGCCCCUUCUCUGGCCUACAGCGGAAGGAACCUGAGCUACACGGGAACGUACUUCUUUGGGCCCGGUUCAAGCCCCCCGCUGCUUCCCUGCCAUCGACAAGGGCACGAGCCUACGUGGCGCGCGGAGCCAGGUUCUGGCUGCUAUGGAUCUCGAUGGGAUGAGCAGCCUCCCCCGCCGAAAAUUCCAAAGCUCGACCUCGACCGGAUCCCCUCCACCUCCACUUCAUCGUCGUCAUCGUCCCCGCAGCUCCCGCCCGACACGCUCCACCGAGACUCGACGACGACACCGUGCCUCCAACCGCCGCCGCCGCCUCCGCCACUGAGCAACCACCACCACCAGGACCAUCACGGCGACGUCGACGACAACAACCGCCGCCACCACCACAGCGACCGCCACAGUCCCAGCGACAGCCACGGGCACAAGCACAAGCACGGCCACGGCGGCCACGGGAACCACCACAAAGAUGACGGCGCCCAGAGCCGCCGCCGAGACUCGUCCUGCGAGCCGAGCUCCGUCCCGGCCGAACCCACGCCCCCCUGCGCGCCGGAGGGCCGCGCGGAGAGGCGCGGCGCGACCGGACGCUUCUGCCGCUCGCUGAGCGUGGGCGCGGCCUGCGGGCCUCCCGGCGAGCGGCCCCUGAGGCUGGAGGAGCGGCCCUCCCCACCGUCGUCCGGCGACGGGACGGCGCGCCGCAACGAGCGGCCGCCCCUGCCCAAGAUCGUCAUCAAGAAGUGGGCGCUGGCCUGCGGCGUCGCCGACGACGGCUCGACGCCGAGGACGCCGCGCACGCCGCAGCUGACGUCGCCGGCGGAGGGGAACGCGGGCCGCAGGCUCCGGGUCGGGCAGCGGCGCGCCACCGGCAGCGGCAGCAAGUGGUUCCCCGUGGGCAAGGCGUUCGAGAAGGCCGUCUACGUGGUGGGCGAGGCGGAGCUGGCGGUGCGCCGCUGCUUCUCGGCGGUGCGCUGCGCGGGUCUCGUGGUGCGCGUGCGCGACUGCGUGCUCCUGCGCUCCGGAGCUCGCCGCCGAUCACUGCCCUUCGUCGCCAAAAUCUCCGCCCUCUGGGAGGAUCCGCGGUCUGGUGAGCUGACCAUGAGCCUCUUCUGGUACUACCGGCCAGAGCACACUCAAGGGGGAAGGCCUGCGUACAAGCACUGCGAGCAAAGCGAGAUCUUUGCGUCGAGGCAUCAGGACGUGAACAGCGUGGCGUGCAUCGAGGAGAAGUGCUACGUCCUAACCUUCGCCGAGUACUGCAGAUUCUGGGCGGACAUCGAGCGUCGUCGCGAGGGCCUCGCCGCCGGCGCCCCGACAACGGAGGCCUCCGGCACCGGUCUCCUGCCGCCGCCGCCGCCGACCGUUCCACCGCACCCGGCGGGCUGCUCGGCGCCCCUCCACCGCCGCGUGCCCCCGAACACCGACCCCGAGCUCGUGUUCCUGAGCCGGGCCGUUUACGAUUUCCGCCACCACCGCCUUCUCAAGAACCCCUUCCGCCCGGCGCUCAGCCCUGUGCCGCGCUGACUCGGGCCGCGCCGACGGCUCGUUUCCCCGGCUCGUCCGUCCGCUCGUCGUCGUCGUCGUCGUCUGUUGCUGCCGUAUGGGACGUUUACCAGUUGAUGAGAAAUGGGGGCCACGUCGCUUGCACUAUUUUUGUUUCGUGUUCUUCGUUGGGUCGAUUUAUAUACAUAUAUAUAUUCGCCCCCCACCCCGAGGCCCACGUGACGGCGCGGCGACCGGCGCACCGUCCGUGCCGCACGGAGUUCGGAUUCGCGGCCACGGCCAACAUCGGUGGUGCGGAGAUGCGGUCCGAAACCGGCCCCUGAGCUUCGCCUCGCUUGGCCUACUCGCACCGCCCCCAUCUACCCCCCCCCCCCCCACCCGCAAUGCAGCGGGGGGGGGUUGGGGGUGGCGGGGGGGGGGGGGGUCCUUUAUCCAGCAGCGGAUUGAGAAAGGACCGAACAAAUGAAAUUAAAUGCCGUGUGCAUGCGCGCGCGCUUGCAGGGUGCGUGGCUCUGAUUUUUACGGGGUCCACGCUGUCCGUGUCGUUGACCGUGCUGGCCCAGGGCCCAUGCUGCUGGCAUCGAGUUGUGCCACUCGCGCUGCGUGGGGGGCUGUGGGCGGGGGGGGGGGCCCUCCCCGGCGGGUUGUGAACACAGCGGUCGGCCGACUUCGGCCGGCGUUCAAGGCCAAUAUUGUGGGCGGCCGAAACAAAAGCGUUCAUGCACACAAUAAACACAUUACAUGUAAACAUACAUAAGUGCGUGCAUAAUUUAAAUACACACACACAUGCACAUACACACGGGCGUAUAAACGUGCGUGUGUACACACCCAAAGACAUCACACACACACACACAAAUAAAUUUGACAAACCGUUGUGUUCACUUGAAAGUACACACGGAUGCAAAGCGCCACACACACAUACUGGACACAUACCAACGCACGGAUCCCUCGGUCACCCUUAUCGUGAGCGCCGACCACGGCAGCUCACGAGCGGGGGUGGUUUCCCCAGUGGCGAUGUUAACACACUGCUGCAGGUACUGAUCUUUGGCUGAGCCGCCUAUCCUUGGGGAGGCCCAGAAUAUUUUAAAAUCUAGAACGCGCGCCAUGACCGUUUACAGGUGGUCGGCUGUCUGUGAAGGUUGCCAGGAUCGUACUGCAGUGGGCCGACAGCGUCGACACCUCUCAUCACACGUGCACACUCGCACCCAAGGACGCGUGACGUUCGUGGACGUAUAAACACAAACGUGUGCACAAACGUACACAAACCCGUACAGAUAUACUGAACGUGCACGCGCCACGUAAGACGAGUCCACGCAGGCUUGCAUUAAACGCGCGCUUCGAACGCCGACUCAAAACGUGGCAACGUAUGCGGUGGAUCAAGAUGACGCGCGUAUCCGCACGCACGCACGCACGCGCAACCGCGUUCAUCGCGCCGGACAAACGUCGCUGCUGGACGUCGUGCGUACAUGACGGCACACAGUCGGCCACGUACGGUGCGAAAGAAGAUCGACGUUCGUACACACGUACGCCGAACGCGGGGGCGGACGCGCUGUCUCUCGGCAGCAGCAACAGCUGCGGCCACCACCACCACCACCACCGUGCGAUAGAGGACGAGGCGACAUCUGGCCAGAUUAGGGGCGUUCCAUUUAACAAGAUGAUGAGCGGCGCUCGCCCUAACGCCGUUUAAUCUGAGCGCGGUGGGGAUAAGGACACUAAAUCCGUGUUUCGGGUUAAAAAAAAAAGUUAACCCAUCUGUGUAGUGUUGUUGGCCAAGCAUAGCAAGCAAAUGUCUCAUCUCCAUGUGUUCAUUCCUUCUAUCCAACCCCGCCCGCUCGAGGCCUAGUGAUCGACCCCGAUAAGGUGCAGCCCUUCUAGGCAGGAAUCUCGGCAGGACUGCCUGUGGAAGGGACCGUGGGAGGGUUCAUUUUCGACUCCUAAACAAAACAUGAUUUUCAUCGUGCGUGAGAAGGUUCGGUUUGGUCCAGUUGUGUCGCAGCAUCGGCGUGAUGAGGUAUAGUGGGGUGGUGAAUGAGGUGAUCGUAUCGACCCACGCAAUUAACUGGCGUUGUCGGUCCCGUUGAAUCGAAAUCCACAGAGGCGGAGGGCCGGCAUGAUUGUAAACUAAAGCCACCGUAACCCCUGCCCCGAAGCCAACGCACACUCGUGGUUGACGAGGCAUUCGCGAUACCGGCUCAAAAGAAUGACGAACACAAACAUUCAUAUUUGCUCUGUGGACUGUGAGAGGGCGGGCGCUGUUUGUUUGCGAGCACCUGUUGAAGUUGGCACUGCACAUUUAAUGGAUAGUGGGACCAUAACCAGGGAUUCAUUUCAGCUGCGUCUGCCUGCGUCGGCGAUGUGGGAAAUGGAACCGAAUUCCCGGCACACCACAUCCAGCAUGCCUCGCGCUGCGGCUGCUUUCGUGCGGUGACAUGGACAAACAAAAAAAAUUGUGAGAAAUAAAUCCCUGGACCUGGACAGCACCGUGAACCGUCCGGCUACCUUGACCGGCGCUAAUUUUGUCUUUGACGGCACAUUGGGUGCUCGUAUUUUGGCACGAGUCGAUCUGGGGGAGGGGGGGGUGUCCGACGCUGGUCUUCGCCCCCCCCCCCCCCCCCCCCCCCCCCUCGGGAACCUAACGCAGCAACGCAAGUUUCUGAUGGCUACGUCGCCGCGGCUCCGUCGGGGAAAUUUUUUUUCACACGCUCACACCAAGGCCCGGUCAGAGGGUUGGGUCCCCAUGAUGUUUGUUGUUGUUGUUGUCCUCCCUGGCCUGGGCUGCUCUGGCUGUUCUCGCUGUGCCUGUGCCCCCCCCCCCCUUGUUUUCUCACCAUUGGGCAUUUAGGAUAUAUGGGCACUAACCCGUGCUGCGAAGAGGGCACCUCGGGAGGUGUAGUCAUCCUCCUACUCUUGGCGCAGCGCGUGAGAUGCGAUUUUAGUGGGGUUGCCACCUUUGCAGUGCGAAGGCAACAAAAAAAUAAACAAAAAA